GUCAGGAACCUGGUGGACUGGGGAAAGCUUCAAUUCAGCAGUUGGCAGUAUCAAAAUCCUCCCUCCUCCAUCCCCAAUUCAGGACUCGUGGCUUCUUUUCGCUUCACGACACCGUGUAAUCUUUGAAUCAACCGCUAUUUCAGAGUCUGAAUUCCCUCGAGAAGCCAGUGGUUCACUCUUCUGUCUUUACCACCCACUCCGGAGCUUCAAUUGCACUUUACCGUGACAUUUCCUCAUACACCGCAACCAUGGCGCACGCAGAAGCAGGCUCGCUUUAUCCCCCCCUCAACCAGCGUCCCAUCAAGAACACCGUCGUCCUUUUUGACGUCGAUGGCACCCUCACCCCCGCCCGACAAGACGCCUCCCCCGCCAUGCUCCAACUUCUCUCCGAACUCCGCCACAAAGUCGCCAUCGCCUUCGUCGGCGGCUCCGACCUCGUCAAGCAACAGGAGCAACUCGGCACCGCCUCCGUCAACGUGACCUCGCUCUUCGACUUCUGCUUCUCGGAGAACGGGCUCACCGCCUUCCGCCUCGGGGAGCCGCUGCCCUCCACCUCGUUCAUCCAGUGGAUCGGGGAGGAGAAGUACCAGGCGCUGGUGCGCUGGAUUCUGCACUACAUCGCGGAUUUGGAGAUUCCGGUGAAGAGGGGCACGUUUGUGGAGUUUCGGCAUGGGAUGAUUAAUGUGAGUCCGGUGGGGAGGAACGCGAGCGGGGAGGAGAGGCAUGCGUUCGAGGCGUAUGAUAAGGAGCAUGGGAUCCGAUCAAAGAUGGUAGAGGAGUUGAAGAAGGCGUUCCCGGACCUGGGAUUAACCUACUCCAUCGGUGGCCAAAUCUCCUUCGAUGCCUUCCCCACCGGCUGGGACAAGACCUAUUGCCUGCAGCACAUCGAGGCCGAGAAAACCCGCCCGGACGGCGUCGACUACUCCACCAUCCACUUCUUUGGCGACAAGACCUUCCCAGGCGGCAACGACUACGAGAUCUACGACGAUCCGCGGACGAUCGGGCAUAGCGUCAAGAACCCCGAGGAUACGGCCCGGAUUUUGAAGGAGCUGUUUUUCUCGUGAGCGAGCGGCAUGCCGACGGGGGGGUUGCUGAAGAUAAAUAGAGGCGUUCGGAGGGUGGGAUUGGUUAAUCAAAAGGUGUGAGGAAGCCCGGAAUAGAAAUCGGGGUAAUUCGCUGAAAGAGAAAUGGUGGUAACCUGAAUUAUGCGACGCUGGAGUGGCUAGCUAUACAAUUAGGUGAACCAAAAUCCGAGCAUGGAUCGCACCGCAUUAUGCACAACUUUCGCUGCGAUGGAACCGUCCUUUAUCUGCGUUGCACUGCUGCACACUUCAUAGUAUUCCUCCGCCAACCCUUUCAUUCACUCAACCAACUCCGUAC
Messenger RNA from Eremomyces bilateralis CBS 781.70, 1380 nucleotides. Its product is annotated as eukaryotic phosphomannomutase. Gene Ontology annotation, biological process: protein N-linked glycosylation; GDP-mannose biosynthetic process; mannose metabolic process. NCBI's taxonomy places the organism in Eukaryota, Fungi, Ascomycota, Dothideomycetes, Eremomycetales, Eremomycetaceae. The transcript has 3 exons. The coding region runs from base 249 to 1064 and encodes 271 amino acids. The record is from RefSeq and is a predicted model, not a curated record. Gene Ontology annotation, molecular function: phosphomannomutase activity. Gene Ontology annotation, cellular component: cytosol.